Lodderomyces pseudojiufengensis is the source of this 486-nucleotide messenger RNA. RefSeq names its product F1F0 ATP synthase subunit delta (gene ATP16). Gene Ontology annotation, molecular function: proton-transporting ATP synthase activity, rotational mechanism. The transcript has a single exon. NCBI's taxonomy places the organism in Eukaryota, Fungi, Ascomycota, Pichiomycetes, Serinales, Debaryomycetaceae. The record is from RefSeq and is a predicted model, not a curated record. Gene Ontology annotation, biological process: proton motive force-driven ATP synthesis. Bases 1 to 486 code for a protein of 161 amino acids.
AUGUUCAGACAAUCUAUACGCCAAGUAGCCAAACAAUCCAUAUCUGUUGCAAGAAGAUCAUAUGCUACUGAGGCAGCUCCAUCAUCAGAUGCAUUGAAAUUAUCAUUAGCUUUACCAUUCCAAACUUUAUAUGCUAAUGCAGAAGUCGAACAAGUAAAUUUACCAUCAAUUAAUGGUGACUUAGGUAUAUUAGCCAACCAUAUUCCAAUUGUUGAACAAUUGAGACCAGGUUUAUUAGAAGUCGUUCAAAAAGGAGGAGAAACUGAACAAUAUUUUGUAAGUGGAGGAUUAGCAAUGGUACAACCAGGUAAUAAAUUAACUAUAAGUGCAAUCGAAGCUUUCAAACCAGAUCAAAUUGAUGCUAAUGCCGUAAAAAAUUUAAUUGCUGAUGCACAAAAAAGAGCUGAUUCCGGUGAUGAUGUAGUUGCAGCUGAAGCUAAUAUUGAAUUGGAAGUUUUAGAAGCAUUACAACAUGUUGCUAAGUAG